Molecule: messenger RNA, 1337 nt
Organism: Cajanus cajan (pigeon pea)
Lineage: Eukaryota; Viridiplantae; Streptophyta; Magnoliopsida; Fabales; Fabaceae
Source: RefSeq, a predicted model, not a curated record
AUGAAAUGGAAGACUUAUGAUGCUGUUGUUGGAGACGUCACCAUACUAGCAGAAAGAUUGCAAUAUGUAGAUUUUACUGUGCCAUAUGCAGAAUCAGGAUUGUCAAUGAUAGUUACAGAAAAGUCCAAAGAAUCAACAUGGAUGUUUAUGAAGCCUUUCACCUGGCAAAUGUGGGUGGCAACUGGUGCCAUGUUGAUUUACACAAUGUUAGUAGUGUGGUACCUGGAGCGGGAACCCAAUCCAGAGUUUCAUGGCAAUUGGAGAAGUCAGAUCAGCACUGCUCUUAUGUUUACGUUCUCCUCUCUAUUCUUUGCUCAUAGGGAGAAAAUCUACAGCGACUUAUCUCGUGUGGUGAUGGUAUCAUGGCUAUUUCUAGUGUUGAUUCUUAACUCAAGCUACACUGCCAGUCUUUCUUCCAUGCUCACAGUUCAACGACUGCGACCAAAUGUAACAGACAUGGAGUACCUGAAGAAGCACAACAUGAAAAUUGGUUGUGAUGGAGAUUCAUUUGUUAGGACAUACUUAGAGAAAGUCAAAGAAUUCAAGCCAGAAAACAUCAUAAACAUUAGUGGUGAAGAUCAUUAUGCAUGUGCAUUCAAAAACAACUCAAUAGCAGCGGCUUUUCUCGAACUCCCUUAUGAAAAAGUUUAUAUCAGUGAACACUGCACAGGGUACUCUGCCUCUGUACCUACCGUCAAAUUUGGAGGACUUGGAUUUAUGUUCCAGAAAGGCUCUCCAGUGGCUAGAGAUGUUUCUAAAGCUAUACUGCAGCUCUUAGAGCUGGGAGAAUUGAAGAAGUUAGAAGACAAAUGGUUGAACCAUCCAGGUGCGUGCUCCAACAAAUCCACCUCCGAAAGUACAGAAAGUUUGAGGCUUGGAAGCUUCUGGGUUCUGUACGUGAUUUCUGGUGCCACUUCUACUAUUUGUUUCCUACUUUAUACUAUCCAGCUGAAAUAUAGUCAAACAUCCCAAGAUGAGGUACAAGAACAACGUAAUGACAACUCAGGUGCUCAAAGCCCAUGGAAAAAGGUAGUGAUAAUUGUUAAGCAGAUUUACAGCAGAAAGUAUGCACCACAGACAACCAUACAAAAUCAGGCAAUGGCUCCAUAAUUGCCACAUAUCAUAACGGUGUCUCCACCAGCAACGGUUAGCUGUUGAUCAUCUAGCACAACCAAUAACCAUAUUUUUCAUCCAACAUCUAGGGAAGUAACAUAGGAAGGAAGCACAUAUUAACCUGCUUCCGUACCUUGAUAACUUUAUCAAGGAUUCUAAUAAUAACAAAACCGUUACUGAACUUCAGAAUAACAGUUAUAUGAACCUUGUAAAUUGCUUAUUGU